AUGUCUAAACCAUUGUUCUAUUUUGCGAUUAUUUAUGGGUCAUUGAUAAGUCUCUUUGGAUCAUCAUGCAGUCUAUUUUUAUUGUUGAAAUUAAUUAAAAAAUUAAAAACAUUAAAUGGAUUUCAAAAGCUGUGCUUUAUCAGAACAAUAAACAACUCAUUGAUUUGUGGUUCUUUCUUUUUAUUCGUUAUUCCAGUCACAAGUCUUUCACUGACAUUUAGCCAAGUCAAUUACCACUUGAAUCAAAUAAUUGGCCUGGCAAUAUGUUUAUGGGCAUUUGUUCUAAGUACUGAUAAUUUUGUGGCUAUUUGUUUAUCGUGCAAUCGAUUUUAUUUUUUAUAUUUUCCAUUUGGAAUUAAAAAGCUCCAAAACUUUACUGUAACCAACUGGGCUAUAUUAAUCUCAACCAUUUUUAUUGGUUAUCUAACAGUUUUAUCAGUUCCUGAAGGUUGCGGAUGGGUCUAUGAUCCAAAUGUAUUCAUUUGGAGAGUGGAAAAGUAUCCGUGUGCGGAGAAUCUUGAGCAAGUGUAUCCUUAUAUUAUUUUCACUUCGACAAUUAUUACAAUUAGUUUUAAUUUUGCAAUUGUGUGUAUGAUUCAAGAUAUCAUGCAAUUGUUAGACACAAUUAAUGCCUUCUAUCUUUCAAAAUUCGAUGAUUCUGCCUGGUAUCGAUUUAUUUUUGCAACACUUUCUUUUGUAACAGUGACAUCACUGGAUGGAUUUGUUAUGCUUUGUUAUCACCAAAAUGUUCAUAUGAAAUAUACUGAAUGGAUAUCUAGAAGAACAAAAAAAACUAUUAUUUCACCGAAGUCAAAUACUAUUUGUGUUUCAUGA
Messenger RNA from Caenorhabditis elegans, 834 nucleotides. The record is from the annotation of a RefSeq genome assembly. NCBI's taxonomy places the organism in Eukaryota, Metazoa, Nematoda, Chromadorea, Rhabditida, Rhabditidae.